Molecule: messenger RNA, 387 nt
Organism: Rangifer tarandus platyrhynchus (Svalbard reindeer)
Lineage: Eukaryota; Metazoa; Chordata; Mammalia; Artiodactyla; Cervidae
Source: the annotation of a GenBank genome assembly
AUGCGGCUCCGCGGAGCUGGGGGGACACCCCUCCCCCGACGGCGGCCUCAGGUAGGGCCGGGGUUGGCGGGGCGGCGAGCGCCGGAUCGCUCGGGGCUGGGGCCGGCAGGGAGCGGAGACAAGUGCGUGGAGCUCGAGCGCUCACCGCAGCAUCGGGUCGCGGCGGGCCGGGGCCCUAGCCUUCGCGAUCGCCCCCCUGGGGCGGCCUGGCUACCUCCACCGCGGGUAACCUGCUCGCGCAGCCGGUGCCAGCAGCCGCCCGCCGCUGCCGCCGCCGCCCGCCGGCCGCCGCUCCCCGCUCCGCGCUGCGCUCCGCCCCCUGCGCCGCCCGCACGCCCUGGACCACCUGACGCGGACCUGGCUCCACCCCAGCCCUGCGGACCCUAG